GGCGCACAGAGUGCCCUGGGGGAUGGUUAAUGGUUACUAGCCCUCGGGGCAGGGCGGGAGGGGGGAUGCGGCUCUGUGUAAGUUCAGCCCAGGGAAGGGCAGCUGCAGCACAGAUAGUAAAACAGUGUUAGACGGCACCCGAGUCAGUUUCUUUGAAAUUGUGACCAAAGCUGCUUUCGCUCCACGUGGCUACAGAGCACCAGAUUUUAUUGGGUCAGAGGACGCUUUUGUGAAUUUCCCCGAGAGUCACACUCUCAAUCUAGCGAAAAGAGACGCUGGCGGUGAUCUUUACCUUUCCUGCCAAAGUCCUUCGUUUGGCCACACAGGGGAACUCAGUGAAAUGCAGAAAUUGAGGCAUCGAUGUUGAAAGCCUAUGGAGGGUCGAGCAAAAUGAAUUACCAAACGUCGACUGCGUACUAUGACAUUGAUUAUGGGACGUCAGAGCCCUGUCAGAAGACCAACGUGAGACAGAUCGCAGCCGGGCUCCUGCCUCCGCUCUACUCGCUGGUGUUCAUCUUCGGCUUCGUGGGCAACAUGCUGGUUGUCCUCAUUCUCAUCAACUGCAAAAGGCUGAAGAGCAUGACGGACAUCUACCUGCUCAAUUUGGCCAUCUCCGACCUGCUCUUCCUUCUCACCAUCCCGUUCUGGGCCCACUACGCUGCAGACCAGUGGGUCUUUGGAAAUAGGAUGUGUCAGCUUUUGACGGGGCUCUAUUAUAUAGGCUUCUUCACUGGCAUCUUCUUCAUCAUCCUCCUGACCAUCGACAGGUACCUGGCAAUCGUCCACGCGGUGUUUGCCCUAAAGGCCCGGACGGUCACCUUUGGGGUGGUGACAAGCGGGGUCACCUGGGUGGUGGCCGUGUUCGCCUCUCUCCCCGGGAUCAUCUUCACCAGAUCCCAAAAAGAGGGGUCUCGCUUUACCUGCAGCCCCCACUUCCCACCCAGUCAGUACCGUUUCUGGAAGAACUUCCUGACGUUGAAGAUGAGCAUCUUGGGCCUGGUCCUGCCCCUGCUCGUCAUGGUCAUCUGCUAUUCGGCCAUCCUCAAGACCCUGCUCCGGUGCCGAAACGAAAAGAAGAGGCACAAGGCCGUGAGGCUCAUUUUCGUGAUCAUGAUUGUUUACUUUCUUUUCUGGGCUCCCUACAACAUCGUGCUUCUCCUGAGCACCUUCCAGGAGUCCUUCGGCCUGAACAAUUGCAGCAGCUCCAAUAGGCUAGACCAAGCCAUGCAGGUGACAGAGACGCUUGGGAUGACGCACUGUUGCAUCAACCCCGUCAUCUAUGCCUUCGUCGGGGAGAAGUUCAGAAACUACCUCUUGGAGUUUUUCCGAAAGCACAUCGCCAGACGCUUCUGUAAACGCUGCCCAGUCUUCCUGGGAGAUGUCUCCGAGAGAGCAAGCUCGGUUUACACUCGAUCCACUGGGGAACAGGAGAUCUCUGUCGGCUUGUGACCUGGAUUAGGUCUUUGUACACAGCCUGGGAGUGGGAGUGGUUCUUUUGAAAAGGAAGUCACUGUCAUAGAGGGUCUAUGAUUCAUCCAUCUGGCACCUCUUUUUUUUAAGUAUAUUAGAUCAUUUGAGGCCAUCACUUCCGGAGAGCCAAAUCAAUAUACGCGGAUGAUGUAACAACCUUCUCAUCUCGGCUCCACGCACAUCAACUUAUUGGCACACUCUCCCUUCACUGCGGAAGUUCAUUAUUAAAAAAAAAAAAAAAAAAGAAUCCUCGGAGAACUGCUGAUUCUUGAGUUUGGUUAACCUGAACAGGAAUACCAAAAUUAAUCAAUAAACAUAUUGUAUAGUUUCUUAGCUGGAGGCAACAAGGGCAGGUUGCAAAUGUGCUCGAAGCAGGUCCUUGUCGUGAUCGGUUCAGAAACGACGUCUUCCAAGUGUGGUUGGUCAAGUUCCACAGAUGUUCAGGACCAGGUGAGAACUGGGAGAGCUUCCUCAGUGAGAAGGGGAUCCUCUGCUGGGAGAGGGGAGGGAGGCUGAGCUCCAAGCUGCAGACCCCACACCCGUGGAGUGGCUUGGCAGCUGCGGGAGGACUGGUGCUAGCUGGGGAAGGCAAGGUGAGCCUGGACCAUGGAGAGCGUGCACAGCACCACUUGUCAAAGUCAGAGCCUGGACUGUCCAGGAGCACAUCCAGGUGAGGACUGAUUACAUAGUUAAUGAACGCGCAGAGCUUUCUAAGCAUUGAGUUAAGAGACCCCCGGGGCAGGGAGGGAAGCCUGAGUGAGUAAAUUUCUGCCCUCCCGGGGCACACCACGGCUUAAACAUUGUCUUCUGGAUUCAACUCUGUAGGCAGAAGGCAGAAGGAACGGAUUCAUUUGGAAACAGGCCGCCCGCAGCUUGAUCAGCCACAAAAAGCACAAUUUACAGACCUUUGUGUUUCGGGCUGAGUGUGGUGGCUUUAGCCACUCCUUCCAGCUGCUGCCUUCUACAGACACAUCGUCCCCAAACACUCAGGGAUCUUUUCCGGAGAGAGUCAUGACUUCAUGUUCUGCAGUUGCUACUUUUAUUAUUCUGUACCUGCCUGAGAUGGUUUUGAAUCUGAGGAGUAGCUAAGACCAUUCGGGAAAGAUCAGGUGAUGGAACGUAAAGAAGGGAGGGUCACUCGAGAGGGUAAGGUGUCACAAUAGUGAGAGGUGCUCCGGAUUUUUCUGAAGCUCUGAAAGACGAGACUUGAGAGCAUGGGCGGCAACAGGAAGCACCCAGAAAUGCUCUGAAGGUUGUUACAAGGGCAUCAGUAUCUUAUGACCCUAGCCUCUGAGUCAGCUCAAAGACGUUCUGGUAUCUGUGUGUGUGUGUGUGUGUGUGUGUGUGUGUAUGUGUGUGUGUAUCUCCUAUAUACGUGACAAUUUUACGUCAGUGGAAAGUUACAAAUUGCUUGGAAGAAAAUCCUUACCCAAUAAAA
This is a messenger RNA of Zalophus californianus (California sea lion), 2908 nucleotides long. Its product is annotated as C-C chemokine receptor type 5. NCBI's taxonomy places the organism in Eukaryota, Metazoa, Chordata, Mammalia, Carnivora, Otariidae. Gene Ontology annotation, biological process: G protein-coupled receptor signaling pathway; chemotaxis; immune response. Gene Ontology annotation, molecular function: chemokine (C-C motif) ligand 5 binding; C-C chemokine receptor activity. The transcript is spliced from 2 exons. Gene Ontology annotation, cellular component: membrane; cytoplasm. The record is from RefSeq and is a predicted model, not a curated record. Bases 361 to 1449 code for a protein of 362 amino acids.